Plutella xylostella (diamondback moth) is the source of this 6585-nucleotide messenger RNA. It is a transcript of the gene Egfr, whose product is annotated as epidermal growth factor receptor. Gene Ontology annotation, molecular function: ATP binding; transmembrane receptor protein tyrosine kinase activity. Gene Ontology annotation, cellular component: plasma membrane; signaling receptor complex; basal plasma membrane. NCBI's taxonomy places the organism in Eukaryota, Metazoa, Arthropoda, Insecta, Lepidoptera, Plutellidae. The record is from RefSeq and is a predicted model, not a curated record. Gene Ontology annotation, biological process: positive regulation of cell population proliferation; negative regulation of apoptotic process; positive regulation of kinase activity.
CCCUGCGUGGGAGGUACCCGCAUAGUGCCGACCGAAUAAACAAUAAACACUGUGAUAUGACCGCUAUGUGAACUGUGACGAUUAGUGCCCAAAAUGUGGAAGUUUGUACUCUUUUCGUGUAUAGUGCUGUGUGCUGCGGAAUUCCAGGAAAGAGGAGUGAACGAGCCGUGCAGCCUCGACGGGGAGGCGGGCGGGCGCUGCGGCCCCGGCCUCACCUGCAUACAGGGCACCGAUGGAACUAUCUGCAGGAAAAUAUGCAUCGGAACGAACGGGCGCAUGUCGGUGCCGUCGAACCGGGACAUCCACUACCGGAACCUGCGGAACCGCUUCACGAACUGCACCUACGUGGACGGGAACCUGGAGCUGACGUGGCUCCAGAACGACACCAUGGACCUGUCCUUCCUCAAGUACAUCCGCGAGGUCACCGGCUACGUGUUGAUCUCCCACGUGAAGGUGCGCCGCAUCAUCCUGCCGCAGCUGCAGAUCAUCCGCGGCCGGACCCUCUUCAAGCUCAACGUGAGGGAAGAGGAGUUCGCGCUAAUGGUCACCAUGAGCUCGGCGUUCACAUUAGAGCUGCCGGCUCUGCGUGACGUGCUGCGCGGCAGCGUCGGCAUGUACAACAACUACAACCUCUGCCACGUCAAGACCAUCAACUGGGACGAGAUCAUCACGGGGAUCAAUGCCACCUAUGUGUAUGUGUAUAACUACACGGUGCCCGAGCGGGAGUGCCCGCGCUGUCACGCCAGCUGCGAGGCCGGCUGCUGGGGUGAGGGCCCGGACAACUGCCAGAAGUUCUCGAAGACAAACUGCAGCCCGCAGUGCGCGCAGGGCCGCUGCUUCGGGCCCAACCCGCGCGACUGCUGCAACACGUUCUGCGCCGGCGGCUGCACCGGCCCGCUGCCCAGCCAGUGCCUCGCCUGCCGGAACUUCUUCGACGAGGGCACCUGCUCGCAAGAGUGCCCUCCGAUGCAAAUAUACAACCCCACCACAUAUUCGUGGGAGCCGAACCCCAACGGCAAAUACGCGUAUGGUGCCACGUGUGUGAGGAACUGCCCAGAACAUUUAUUGAAAGACAACGGUGCGUGUGUCCGUAGUUGCCCGCCGAACAAGACGGCAGUGAACGGUGAAUGUAUUCCGUGUAAUGUGACGUGUCCGAAGACUUGUCGGGCGGAGAAGCCGAUCCAUGCGGGGAACAUCGACAGUUUCAAAGACUGCACGAUCAUCGACGGCUCGGUGGAGAUCCUGGAGAUGACGCUGACGGGCUUCCAGCAAGUGAACAGCGACUACUCGUUCGGGGAGCGCUACCCCAAGAUGGACCCGGAGAAGCUGGAGGUGUUCAGCACGGUCCGCGAGGUGACCGGCUACCUCAACGUGCAGGCGCACCACCCCAACUUCACCAGCCUCUCCUACUUCCGCAACCUCGAGGUCAUCGGCGGCCGGCAAGUGGCCGAGAACCUCUUCGCUUCCCUCUACAUCGUCAAGACGUCGCUCAAAUCCCUCGGCUUGAAGUCUCUGAAGCGCGUCAACUCGGGAGCUAUCGCCAUCAUGGAGAACAAGAAUCUGUGCUUCGCCGACAAGAUAGCUUGGGGAAAACUGGUCAAGUCAAAGGACCACAAGCAAGUCAUACAGAAGAACGGGGACCCAAGGGCUUGUGAAAAAGCGAAUUUGGUGUGUGACGCUGAAUGUUCGGGCGACGGCUGCUGGGGCCCCGGCCCCGACCAGUGCCUCUCUUGCCAGAACUACAAGUUUGGAGAAACUUGCAUACAGAACUGCAGCGUACAUCCUGGACUGUACAAGUCGGGGUCUAGUUCGUGCAAGCAAUGCGACGUGGAGUGCGUGGGCGGCUGCUCGGGCCCGGGCCCGGCCAACUGCACGGCGUGCCGGCACGUGCGCGACGGGCCCUACUGCGUGGCGCAGUGCCCCAUGGCGCGCUACAACGCGGCCGACGGCACCUGCCUGCCCUGCCACCGCAACUGUGAACACGGCUGCACCGGCCCCGAGAACACCGUCGGACCCGGCGCCUGCAACUCAUGCAGCAAAGCCAUUAUAAGCGUGGAAGCGCAAAUUGAAGUCUGCCUCGAAGAAGAUGAGCCUUGCCCCGAUGGGUAUUACAAUGAAUGGGUCGGGAAUGUCAAGCCUUUAGAGGGCAAAGUGAAGGUUGUCUGCAGAAAGUGCCAUCCGCUGUGCAAGAAGUGCACAGGGUUUGGUAUCCAUCAGCAGGUGUGCCAAGUGUGCAACGGGUUCAAGCGAAGUGACCAGUGUGAGGACGAGUGCCCGGCGGAUCACUUCACGGAUGACGUCACGCGGACGUGCACGCCGUGCCACCACGAGUGCCGCGGCUGCACCGGACCCACUUCCACUGACUGCAUCAAGUGCCACAACCUCAAGAUAUUCAUCAACGAGUCCAACAACAUUGACAACAAGCCCGUGUUCAACUGCACCGACGCCUGUCCCGACCACAUGCCCCACAAGAUAUACUUCGAUGAGAUGCUUCAAAAUGUGAUCGAGGAGCCGUACUGCUCUGAGGCUCCCAGCGCCAUCUCGAGACCGGCGGCCGCGAGGACGUCAACAGUACUGGUUCUAGUGCUUGUGUUCGCUUUCCUACUGCUGAUUAUCUUGGCGAUAAUCGGCUACACGUGCAGGCAGAAGGCGAAGGCUAAGAAAGACGCAGUGAAAAUGACGAUGGUGCUGACCGGGUGUGAGGAUAACGAGCCACUGAGACCGACGAAUGUCAAGCCAAACCUCGCAAAACUCCGCAUUGUGAAGGAAGCCGAGCUCCGCCGAGGCGGCAUGCUCGGGUUCGGAGCAUUCGGCAAGGUAUACAAGGGCGUCUGGGUGCCAGAAGGAGAGAACGUCAAGAUCCCUGUCGCUAUCAAAGUGCUGAAAGAGGGAACUGGCGCCAACUCCAGCAAAGAGUUCAUGGAAGAGCGAUACAUUAUUAGCAAGGAGUUUCUCGAAGAAGCGUAUAUCAUGGCGAGUGUGGAACAUCCGAAUCUGCUGCAGUUGCUGGCUGUUUGCAUGACGAGCCAGAUGAUGUUGAUCACUCAGCUGAUGCCGUUGGGUUGCUUGUUGGACUACGUGAGGACGCACCGAGAGAAGAUAGGCUCAAAGGCAUUCUUGAACUGGUGCACGCAGAUAGCGCGAGGCAUGUCCUAUCUCGAAGAGAAACGAUUAGUCCACCGAGACUUGGCCGCGCGAAACGUGCUAGUGCAAACGCCAAACUGCGUAAAGAUUACCGACUUCGGGUUAGCGAAGCUUCUAGAUAUAAACGAAGACGAGUACAAAGCUGCUGGAGGCAAGAUGCCGAUCAAGUGGCUGGCGCUAGAGUGCAUCCAGCACAGGAUAUUCACGCACAAGAGUGACGUGUGGGCUUUCGGCGUGACGAUAUGGGAGAUAUUGAGUUACGGGGCGCGUCCGUACGAGAAUAUAUCGGCUCGGAACGUUCCGGAGUUGAUCGAGAAUGGGUUGAAGUUGUCUCAGCCGGCUAUUUGUACGCUGGACAUCUACUGCAUCAUGGUGUCGUGUUGGAUGCUGGACGCGGACAGUCGGCCGACGUUCAAGCAGCUAGCGGACACGUUUGCGGAAAUGGCGCGAGACCCCGGCAGAUACCUGGUCAUACCCGGAGACAAGUUCAUGAGGCUGCCGUCUUACUCCACACAGGUAAAUGACGAGAAAGAGAUCCUCCGGAACCUGCAGUCUGCGAUGGAGGGCCCCGAGCCGCUCGUGGAAGCGGACGAGUACCUGCAACCGAAGUUCAAGCCGGGAGCGGGGACAUUGACCUCCAACUCCGCUGUGAGCGGCGUCGACACCCAGACCAGCUCACUCAAGCCCUCCACAUCCACGUCCUGGGCCAACCACCCCGGCCCCGACUGCGCCACCGACGGCUCCCGGCCAGAGACCUGGGACCACGAGCUGCUCAAGUACAACCAGCACCCUGACGACCGCCAUUACUACAACAACAACGUCUGCGCGUCAGACAGCUCCGGCUCCCGCUUCGGAGACUCCAAAACGGAAACUUUCGAGUCCAAGAACAAGGAAGCGCAAGUUGGCAACCUCAAGCUGAACCUACCGCUCGAUGAGGACGACUAUCUGAUGCCGUCGCCGCAGCAGAACCAGAACGCGUCCACGUAUAUGGACCUCAUUGGGGAGAACGGCGAGGGGUCCGAUGCGAAAGACUUACGGUUCAGCGGGUUCGUUGGUAUCGGUUCUAAGCGGUGCGUGGACAACCCCGAGUAUCUGAUGUCUGAGGAGAGCGUGCCUACGCAGACGGUGGGCAUUCCGGUGGAGUGUGCUAGUGAGGCGAGUGAGGCGAGCGAGGGGGCGGGCGCGGGCGCGGGGGCGGAAGCGGGGGCGCCGCCCUACCAGCCGCAGCGGUCGCUGGAGGAGGAGUCCAUGUCCGACCACGAGUACUACAACGAUCUGCAGAGGGAACUACAGCCGCUGCGGAGAAACGAGACCACUGUGUGAGCGAGACAGUGGCGUGUGAGCGAGACCGCGACAGGUGACAAGACUGAUCUCCCGACGACUACAGUGCGACGCACCCCCGUGCCAUGCCGACGAUGGCUAGUGUUAGUUGUUGACAAAUCUUUUAACUAUUUUAUGUUAGUUAUAUAAAAAGAAACUGUUAAUUUUUUUUCUACUUAAAUCUUUUGUAAAUGAAGUGUUAUGAAACGAUUUUUUGUAAAAAGUACGGAUUUUAUGCCUUAUCGAGUGCGUUUAGAGGCACCUAACAAAUUAUAAUUUAUUAAUUUACACGUAAGAAUGGCUAUGUACGUUCACGAAAUGACGUAGGUUAAGUAGUGUGUAGGAAAAUUUUAUUUUUAUUUUAAAACUGUGAUAAUUAGUUUAAUUUUAAAUACUGUAUGGACCAGUGAAAUGAUUUACAUUUGGGUUAAAUUUUAACACUGUUCCUUUGUGAGCAUUUAGUUGCGGCGAUAGGUAUUUUAAAAUGUCUUAUUUUACUCUGCGGCCUUUGCUGCUGAUACCUAAAUAUUUUCUAAUUUAAAUACGCAGGAAUGGCGCACAAAUAUGAUUUUGUUCUUUCCAUUUUUACCUACAUUUUAUAAAUGUGUUUUACAAAAUAGGGAACUACUUACAUCUAUUGUUUAUGUAUAUUUUAUUGAUUAGUAUCUUGCCAUUCCACUUUGGACCAAGCCAAUAUAAUAGUUAGAUUUUAUCACUUGCCGAAAUCCUUUACGAUAUUCCAUUGUAUAUCUUUCUGCACUGUUCAUUUUACGCAAGUAUAGUUAUAUAUUACUAUGUUAUUUAUUACUAUUUUAUGUUAUUUUAGGAGUAACACUUUUAUGUAUAGCGUCAGUGGCAAAACUUAAAAGACAUUAAGUAUAAGAUAUAUAAAGAGUUAACAAAUUACACGUCGUAAGCACAAAUUCGCUCAAAAUAUCCCCAAUUACAAUUCAAAUAUUUAUACUACUUACAUUGUUUAAGGUGUAUAAGCCAAACCCUCAUUUGCCAUGUAAACUGUAAAUAGAUAUAUAUGCUUUUAUUGUACAUAGAUAUUUUAUAUAGUAAAUAUACAUACUUACUGUACAUAUAACAGAGUUAUGGCCGUGUUUAACAAUAAUUAUUAUUAUAAUUUUAUGGCAGUUGGAACUUUAAAACAGCAGCUUAAAAUCGAGGCUUUAUUUGUAUAGAAUCGUGAAUCAGGAAAUCUGCCUUAAAAUUAUUAAGAACACUACCCAUUGCUUGCGGUUGACAUUACAAAAACUUUGAAUAACAAUGUAUGUAUUAAAAUAAGCAUUUUUGUUGUUAACAAUAGUUUUAUAGCAGAAUACUUAGUAAUCACUGCUGCAGCUCUAAAUAUGAUGAUUGUGCCAUUUCAUAAAAUCGAAGUACUUUGUAACUUACAAAGUAGAUUAAGGACCUGUUUCACACUGUCUGGAUAAUGGCUACCUGUGAGAUAAAACAGUUUUAGACAGUGACAACAUCUUUUAUCGCACAGGUAGACAUUAUCCAGACUUUGUGAAACAGGCCCUAAAUGUGAUAGUGUGUAUACUUGCAGUUUUAGCUUACUUUUUUUACUACUUACAUUUACAUUUUAUGAUUUCUAAAGUUAAUGAUUUCCUAUAGACUAUCUCUGUUAAAACCUUCCCCUGCAAUGCAAGUAUAUGCAUAAUCAUAUGUACAUUUCAACAGGGUGCUCGGAAAGUUAAGUUAGUAAAUAAUAUUUGCUUGGUAUAGAAAAAUCUAUAGGCACUUAAAGUUUUGCAGCACCCUGCUCAAUAUUUAUUAAGAAAUAACGUUUCAGUUUGUUACUCUAAUCAAAGAUAGUAGAUAGGUAGUCCCGAUCCAAACAAAUUAAUUUAAAUAUGUAUUUUGCAAGGUUACAUUUAAAAACUUCGUUAUUUUACUAAGCUUACUUUUUGUUGCCAUUCUUCAAGUAAAGGGACUGGUUUUUAUGAGUGACAAACUGAAACGAUUUUAUUUCAGAUGAGCUAUAUAAUAAUAUGUUUAAAUAAGAAGUGUAUGUAGUGUUAUACGGCUUAUUGUUUAUAUUGUGUAGAUACAGUCGACGGCUGCGGUUUUAUGUACUUGUACCUUGAUAAAUCGAAUAAAAUUAAAAAAAUA